CACAAAAUGAGCGCAUUUGAAUGUCGAAAAUGCGAUGAUUUUCCGAUUGAGGAGAACACGGAGGACGAGGAUGAUGACGAGUGUCCGACGGUUAUUCGGAGGUCCUACUCAGCCGACUGGCUGCACAACGACAAUUCCUCUGGAGGUGAUGACGAUUCAGAAGAGGAUUCUGACGCCGAAUUUCUGGUUCAUCCGUGUCUUCGGAGUAUUAUUAAAUCGAAAUCCGCUUACGCAGUUCCCCGUAACUCUGAUGACGUUGCAGCGGCGGCAGCGAUGAAAAAUAACAGAAUUAAGCCGAGCAAAACAAGCUUUGAGAUUUCCUUAUCAAAAAUGAUGGAAUCAACGAGUAAAAGCAUAGCGGAAGAAGCAGAAUACUCAGUAGCCGACCUACUUCCGACACUUGAUGAAAAAUGGCCGGACCCUGAGGAAGAAAAUGAAAAUUUGAAGUCAAAGCGGCGGAAAUCCAAUAUUAUGAGGUACUCCCCGAGCCUAUGUGACUCUGAUCUAUCACUGAACCUCCAUGAUAAGGAUUCUGAAGAUGAUGAGGAUCGUAUUCUAAACCGCCCGUCCGGAUGUUGGUCCUCGCCGCCCAACUUCUUCGAUGAAACAUUUCGCGGUGUUUCUCCAAUGAAUCAAAAGUGUUGGUCAGCACCGGAUCUCGAGGAUAUUGUGUUCAAGACAUGCAAUGUGUUGUAUAAUUAUGACGUCAUCGGCGGCGGGAAAAUUCCAAUUUUGAGGGAGCUAAUCGACGAGGACUCCAUUGCAAUUGGGUAUCCAGUUAUAGAAACACCUGAUAAUGACCCUUCAGUUUGCUCGUACCGUCUACCAUCAUCGCUCGGCUCCGCCCCCUCACCCAGUCCGCCCCGCCCACUUUCACCAGUAUUCGGACAACCUGCACCCCCACAGUACAGAAUGCACGUGUCCCAGUCAAUGCACCUACCACGUCGUCCAGAUAUUGAAGCAUUCUUGGCAGAUUGCCAGAAUGAUUACACUCAGGCUCCGCCUACUUUUAAUAUUGGCUCAGAUUUGGAGGAUAAUAUUACUGAGGAGGAGGAGGAAGACGAUGAGGAAGAUGAGGAGGAUGUCAGAAAGACGGAAGAGGUUUGGCCUGAAAACGCCACAGCCAACUUUUGCUGGUCAGACGGUGUGCGCCGUGUCCAUCGCAGUGCCACAUUUCAAAUCAAUCGAUAUUUGGAUGAUGACGUCACGGAUGGAGGUACAGUAUCCCCACCACUUCCUCGGAUUACUGUAUCUCGCUCCGCCCACUCACAGCUCUACAAUUUGGGCGCCGAGGAGACGGAAGACGAUGCGGAUGGGGAUGGGGAUGAUGAUGAUGACGUGGCAGAAAAUUUGAAUGAAAAUUGCAGUUCCGGAGUGUCACAGUUGGAUGAAACUGAAAAUCAAGCCUACUCGACUCGUCAAGCGUGGAUGGAACGUGGCAGUCUUGUGUGCUUAGGCUCCGCCCACAACUGCCGUAACGUCAUCGGUGGCGGAGGCGGUCAUGUGGAGGAGCUACAAUUGCCGAAGAAUCAUCAUCGGUUACAUCCUGAGAUUUUGGAUAAUGGAGUACAUGCUAAUGGGAUACAAAGUCAAUAUGGCUCCUUCUCCUCUCUAGCCCAAAAUGAGCCCACAUCAUCACUAAUGCGUCGUUCAUGUACCACUGACGAGUUCCAUCGAGUACGGCGGCGGCUUCCCCGGCGGCCCGACGAGCUCGGCGAGCCAAUUGACCUACUUCCGCAGUCUAAAUCAAUGUAUGAGAGAGCUCUGCAGUUUGGGUAUGCCACGUCAUCCACGUCACCGCCGGAAGAUUACACGUCGAAGGAGAUGAAGAAGCGGCCGCCGAAUUUAGCACUACAAACUACAAUCGACACGAUUCGGCAAUCAUCUGGAAUGGAGACACGUACCAUCAAUUCCACCACUGGUACCAAUGGAAUUGGCUCAGCCGGAGCAGCAGGGAAAAUCGAUCCCUGUGCUCAUUUGGAGACACCUAUAUCACCUCAUAUAUUCCAAUCGGUACUCCCAUCCCCUACACCAUCAUCAUCCGGCCGUCGUCUUCCAGCCCUUCCAAUCAACUCAGCCGCCCUGCUCCGCCGUAUUCCGAUGGCUUCAAUACCUCCAAACCCCCCGCAAAAACAUCAGGACCAUCAAUUAUGUUUUAUGGAUGGAAUGGCUGAUUCAAUGAUGGAAAGAAGUAGUUUAGGAAUGGAAGAUUCAUAUUAUGAAGAGGACGGAAUUAAUGGGAAUCGGAGGAGACGGCAGCAGAGAAAAUCCUUCUUCUCUCCAGAUGACUCAUCUGGAGUCUCAUCGUGCACAACUUCGGACAGUCAAAAUCCUACGCACCGGGUCCAGUCGGCUUUUCAUCCGAGACACCCCGACGAGCUUUUACUGGAAAUCGGAGACGCUGUACACGUUGACCGGACUGCUGACGAUCAUUGGUCUUAUGGUACAAACUUGCGAACUGGUCAAUCAGGGAUCUUCCCAGCUUCUAUAGUGUGUGAAAUUGACUUGGUGGAGGAAAUUUGUUUGGGAGCUCUGCCGACUAAUGCAACCAAAAUUCUAUCAGGCGACCGUGAUACCUUCUACCUGACAAUGCUCGCCUCCAUCGAGGUGGCUCACCAUAAGGGAAACGACGUUCUGACGCAGGCAAUGAACAAAGUUUUGUCAAUGUACAAAAAUUCGGAAGAGAUUAUCGUACCGCAGACUGUACUAAUGGAGAUUUCAUUUCGAGGAAUUCAUGUCAUUGAUAAAAGGCGGAAAAAUUUCUUCCAAUGUCCAAUGUUCGACUUCUUCUACAGUCUUCAAAAUAUCUCAUUCUGCGGCGCCCAUCCAAAACAGCUAAAAUAUUUCGGAUUUAUCACGAAACACCCGUUGCUGCCACGUUUCGCUUGCCACGUGUUCAUGUCCAAAAAUACGACACAGCCGAUUGUAGAGGCUAUUGGACGUGCUUUCAAACGAUCUUAUGAUGAAUAUAUGGCUUUUGCUCACCCCACGGAAGAUAUUUAUUUGGAAUAAUUUUUUUUUAAUUUUAAAAUCAAUUUGUCAUCCACCUGAUCUUGCUAUUUUUGUAAUACGGUUUUUUCCAUUCAUAAUGAAUUUUUUUUUA
Caenorhabditis elegans is the source of this 3103-nucleotide messenger RNA. RefSeq names its product PID domain-containing protein (gene jip-1). Gene Ontology annotation, biological process: regulation of JNK cascade. The record is from RefSeq and is marked reviewed. The transcript is spliced from 19 exons. Gene Ontology annotation, cellular component: cytoplasm. The coding region runs from base 7 to 3012 and encodes 1001 amino acids. Lineage: Eukaryota; Metazoa; Nematoda; Chromadorea; Rhabditida; Rhabditidae.